AUGCUCCUCAUGUCGGACUGGGUGCUGAAGCACUACCACGAGAUCCCAAUCGUCAUUGGCGCGGCCCUCGCCGCCGUCCUCCUCGGCGUCGUCAUGCUCUACAUCUGGGUCGCAUCGCGCCAGGUGCGCCCGCGCAAGACCCGCGCGCUCUCGAUCGACGCCCGAUCGGAUGGCACGGCGUCGGCGCCGGGGUCGCCCAAGGCCAAGCACAUGCGCAAGCGCAUGUCCUUUGACGCGGACGUCGACUACGAAGUCAACGAGCUCCGCGAAGAAGAGAAGGAGCUUGGCGAGCGCGACGCCAACAUCAUGUGGCUCAAGGCGCAGGUGUGGAGCGAGGACCAGCUGCAAAUGUACGCGGGUCUGACCAAGAUGUUCUUCUCGUCGUUUGAAAACGAGUUUAUGGAGGAGAUCAUUCGGCAUGUGGCGGCAAUCGAGUAUGCCCCCGACGCCAUCAUCUUCGACCGCGCCGUCCACGAUGGGUCGCUGCUCAUGGUCGGCCGUGGCUCGGCGCUCCUCUCGGCGUUCUACGAAGACAAAGUCUACUCGAGCGCGAUUCCGAAGGACGAGUGUCUCUCGUCGACGCUCGUGCAACUCCAAACGCUCUUCCACGACCCGUCGAUCGCGCGUCUCGACUUGGAGGCGCGCGCCGGUCCCGAGGGCGCCACGGUCCUGCGCAUCGACCAGUCGGUGCUGCUCCAAGCCAUGGAGCUACACCCGAAGAACCAACUCCAGCUCGCCCAAGUGGCCCUCGCGCAGCUGGACCGUGUCACGACCCGGUCGCUCAUCGACUACUUUGGCCUUGUCAACCACGUGAUCCACCCCGUACCGCUCUUUGACGUGCCCUCGGACCGCACCGAGGUUGCCCACGUCGUCGCACAUGCGCUUGGUCUUGACUUUAAGGAGCUCGAGGAGCAAUUCCGCCUCGGGUGUCGGCUCCUUACGCUCGAAGACGGCUGGCUUCUCCAGGACCAGAAGGAGCAGCGCUCGAGCAACGCCGCGGACGUGUACUUUGUCGUCGAAGGCGCGAUCGCGGUCGACGUGGCCAUGUCCAUGGGCAACGUCACCGACACGCUCGUCAAGAUGUACGAGGCGACGCCGGGCUGCGCCAUUGGCGUGAGCACGGCCAUCACCGGUGACGCCGGCAUGGUUGAAGCGCGCACGAUUGGCACCACGACGGUGUUGCACUUGGACGGCAACGUCUUUCGGUCGCUCCUGCGGCACGCGUCGUUUGUCUCGAGUUGUGUCAAGCACGUGCUGCGCCAGUAUGACCCGAUGGUGCCGAUGCUCGACAACUUUUUCGAAUGGAUCCACCUCAACAGCGGCGACUCGCUCUUCCACGUCGGUGACGAGUGCGACUCGACGUACACGCUUUUGACCGGCCGCCUCCGCGCCAUCCAGGAUCACGUGAGCACGACGGGUGCCAUUGUCAAGACGAGCAACGAGCUCAUGAAGGGCGCGACGCUGUGCGCGCUCGACAUGCUCGCCUCCCGGCGCAGUGCGUCGACGGUCUACGCGAUUCGCGACUGUCAGAUCUCCAAGAUGCCGCGCGUCAUCUUUGACUACAUUUUGCGCGUCUACCCCGACGUGCUGGCCCACGUGACGCGGGAAGUCGCGUACCGCUCCACGAAUGGUAGCCGCUCCGUGCCCCUCACCCUCUUUUCUCCAUUCCGCCUCUUAGCGCUGCCGCAGAGCAAGACGUUUCCGCUGCUCGGCACGCGCAAUGCUGGCGCAUCACCGCAACUCCCUGUCGGUACGAUUGCGGUGCUGGCCGCGAGCAAGGACGCAUGCGUGCACGAGUUCAGCAGCAUGCUGGCCAAAGCACUCAACACGCUCGCAACCACCGAAGUCGUGUCUUCGCAAAAGGCGAUCGAGGUGUUUGGCGGGCAGUGGCGGUCGCUCUCGGCCAUCGCGCGCUCGCGCAUGUCCAACUGGCUUGCCGAGGUUGAGAGUGUCAACCAGCUCGUCUUGUACGAAGCCGACACGACGCUGACCGAGUGGACGCGGCUGUGCAUCCGGCAGGCCGAUCACAUCUUGCUGCUCACGUCUGAAACAUCGGAAUUUUGGAUCGACGAGCUCCAGGGCCUCCUGCGGUCCGCGUACGAGCGCAAGAAGGUCGAAAUCAAUCUGGUGCGUCUCCGCCGCGACACGGACGACAUGUCGACGCCGAUGAAGAAGCUCGACUCGCGCGACUGGAUCAGCUACUCGCACAACAUUCGCGUGCCGUUCUCAAAGUACGAGAGCGAUCUGCUCCGCAUCUCGCGGCGGGUGACGGGUCGUUCGAUUGGCAUUGUCCUUGGCGGUGGCGGCGCCCGCGGCCUCGCCCACAUUGGCGUGCUCAAGGCGCUGGAAGAGUGCGGAAUUGACGUUGACGUUGUCGGUGGCACGAGUAUGGGCGCGUUCAUGGCCGGCCUGUACGCCCAGUACCCCAAGGACUUGGAAAAGGUGGUUGAAAAAUCCCGCAGUUUUGCGAAAUCCAUGGGCAGUCUCUGGAAGAAAUUUUGCGAGCUCACGCUGCCGAUCGCGUCCUUCUUUACGGGCGCCGGCUUCAACGGCAUCAUCCACCAAGAGUUUGGCGACAUUCGCAUCGAGGAUCUCGUGCUCAACUUUUUCUGCAUCUCGACCGACAUUGUCAAGUAUCGCACCGGCGUCCACCGCGCGGGACUGCUCUGGCGCUACGUGCGUGCGUCCAUGUCGCUGCAAGGAUACCUCCCGCCGAUCUCAGACAACGGGUCGCUUCUCCUGGACGGCGGGUAUGUCAACAACCUGCCUGCGGACGUGAUGAAGGAAGAGGGUAUCAACAUUAUUGUGGCCGUCGACGUCGGUGGCGACCCCGAGUGGAGCUAUUAUGAGUACGGCGACUCGCUCUCGGGCUGGUGGCUUCUCAAGAACAAGCUCAACCCGUUUGAGCGCACGGCCCAAGUGCCGUCGAUGGGCGAUGACAACGUCAUCAACACUUGCGUGGACUUGUACCUCAAGCCGCCGGUCCAGCACAUUGGCACGCUCCAGUUUGAACGCCUCGACGACGCGAUCCAGGUCGGCUACGAGUAUGCGCUGCCCAAGAUCAAGGACUGGAUGCAGCGCCAGCCGCACCUCUUCAAGCUGCGGCGCCAACUGAGCCGCGCGUCGCCAGCGCUUUAA
Messenger RNA from Saprolegnia parasitica CBS 223.65, 3138 nucleotides. RefSeq lists its product as hypothetical. NCBI's taxonomy places the organism in Eukaryota, Oomycota, Saprolegniomycetes, Saprolegniales, Saprolegniaceae. The transcript is spliced from 11 exons. Gene Ontology annotation, biological process: phosphatidylcholine metabolic process. Bases 1 to 3138 code for a protein of 1045 amino acids. The record is from RefSeq and is a predicted model, not a curated record. Gene Ontology annotation, molecular function: phosphatidylcholine lysophospholipase A1 activity.